AGCUCUUCGGGGAAGAACAUAUAAUCCCCUUCGGCCCCGAUAUCUGCUGAAAUCCCAAUCGCUGGCUGUAACAGCGGUUCAUUCACUCAUGCCACGAGUGUUUAUUUGGUCUUUAUCCAGCGUUCCAUUACACACACUGUCCCAUAUUUCCACAACCAAUGCUCAUGAGUCGGAGAGCUGCAUACCCGAUGCCCGAUGUAGAAGAAUGUAUAAGGCAAUCCUAGCAGGUGAAUGCAUCUGCCAGGGCACUUACUACUCACUACUAUGGCUAAGGGGAGGCUGCCUUCAUUUGACGAACUGCCUAAGUUUCAGAACUUUCCUGGGUGUGCUUGGAAUGUCUGGGGAAAGGACGACCAAUUGGGAACUGUCAAUUUAUUGACUGAUGAAGUCGUGAAAAAGGCCACUGAAGAAAUAAAGCUGGGAAAGACGAUAUGUUUGAACUGGCCUGUCAAUUUUCCCGAGAAGCCAUUUUUCGGUAGACAGACACCGAAGAUCCGCUCUUGGGGAACAGACUGCGUCAGCGACGAUUCGAUCUUCAUCAACACACAAUCCGGUACUCAAUGGGAUGGCUUGAAGCAUUUCGGUAUCGAAGAACACAAGAUAUUCUAUAACAACACUUCUACCGAGUCUCUUUAUAGAGGCCAGCUUUCCCUUCCGGACCCAAGCACCAUCGAUCCCAACUUGAUCAAGCUAGGGAUCCACAAUUGGGCACAGCAUGGAAUCUGUGGCCGUGGCGUAUUCUUGGACCUAGUCAAGCAUUAUACUGCCGAUGGCAAACCGUUACCGUACGACCCAUGGGCGGCGCACCCAAUUCCACUACGUGAUAUUGAGGACUGCGCGAAGAUGCAAGGCGUCGAGUUCAGACAAGGUGACAUACUGAUCCUGCGUGUUGGUUUCAUUCAGCGGUAUACUAUGGCUACCCCAGAAGAACGAUCAACCCUAAGUGGCAAACCCGAGAACUUCGCUGGCAUUGAGCAGACAGAAGAGAUGAAGCGGUUCCUUUGGGACAACCACUUUGCUGCCGUAGCGUCAGAUCAACCUGCAUUAGAGCGUUGGCCUACGCCAGAUGGUGUCCCACAUCUCCACCAGACAAUACUAGGUUUGUUCGGCAUGCCCAUAGGUGAACUAUUCGAUCUAGAAGGGCUUUCCAAGUUCUGUGCCGAAUCCGGAAGAUACACAUUUUUCUUCUCGUCCUGGCCUCUCAACGUCCUCGGUGGCGUAGCAAGUCCUCCGAAUGCUGCGGCUUAUUUCUGAUUUGGAAGGACAACCUGCGAUAUAACUGAAUGCCGUUAUCUAAUUGUUCAGCUUUUGGUUCUUUGCGUUCCCAUGAGAUCAGACACGAUUUCCGUCAAUGCGACAAAUGUAUGAGUACUCAU
Somion occarium is the source of this 1376-nucleotide messenger RNA. The record is from the annotation of a GenBank genome assembly. Lineage: Eukaryota; Fungi; Basidiomycota; Agaricomycetes; Polyporales; Cerrenaceae.